AUGAAGCGCAAUAGGGAGGAUGCUUUCGAUCAUUUCCACCAAGAUUUUCCGGAGACAAAGUCUCAACGCACGACUCCCAGUCCUAGCCUUCAGUCAGCGCUGCUGAACCCGAACUUUGCGGGUGUUAGACAUAGUCCGUUGAGUCGGGAUACCGGGAUAAGCGACGAAGAGCUGGCUCGUAGUUUGCAUGCUGAAUUGAAUAGUCCUAGGGUCGGUAAUGGCAUGAGCUUCAAUAAUCCUGGUGGAAGCUCGGAUCAAAGUCUGCCUAGUAUAAACUCCGGACUUGCGGGAAUGUGCCAGAGUAAUUCCGAUGCGAGUUAUUCUGGUAGAAAUUUACAUCCGAGGCGCCACGAAGAGUAUAUGCCUAGGGCAUCCCUUCGACAUGUUGGGUCCAGUAAUGGUGCUAGCAGUAGUUAUCUUAGCGAAUAUGAUGACGGAUAUAACUAUUCGGAUUCGGGAUAUUUGGAUAAUACUUUGAGUCCUGCGUUGCUCGGAGGUUUACCAAAGCCUUCGGCGACUCCCCUGCGGUUUCCCCACGUUUCUGCGAAUGAAGUUAUCGAACUCCUGGAUUCUGAUGAGGAAUCUGAGGCGGCCGUUAGUCAAUCAAGCAUAGGAUCACUGUUACCGGCCCAGGAUUCCCGUGCUGGCUCUGUACGACCUUUCGACUAUUCAAACUACGACAACCUCGCCACGACUAAUGGAUGGAAUAAUAAUAAUGGUGGUGGCUUUGAUGAUCCCAUAAUCGUCCCAAAUCAAAUGCCACAGACGCCUGAUCCUGCAACCGCUUCAAACGACAACGGCAACCAAACGCCCCAGGCAUCUGAUUCCAGUGCUUACGGUGGUAUCGUCGACCGGGAUGGCAAUCCACUGAACAGUGGCUGGCCCAGCACCUAUCGCCCCGAGAUUGGGAAUUACAUUAACCACAUCCGUAACGACCCCACCAAGACUUUGGAUCAACUAAAGACUCUGAUGGAGAAUAUUCGGCCGGACAUGGAGAUUCCUCCAGAAAAUAGGGAGGGAACGCCGGAUGAUAUGACGUACCCGCUCAUGGAACAUCAGAAGUUGGGCUUGGCGUGGUUGAAGGGUAUGGAGGAUGGGUCCAACAAAGGGGGCAUUCUUGCGGACGAUAUGGGCCUGGGAAAGACUAUUCAGGCUCUUGCGCUCAUUGUCUCGAGAAAGUCGAAGGAUCCAGAUCGGAAGACUACGCUUAUCGUUGCGCCAAUCGCUCUUCUGAAGCAGUGGGAACGAGAGAUUGAAAGGAAGCUCAAGGCGGAGCACCGUCUGAAGGUUAUCAUUCACCAUGGAAAUCAGAAGAAGUGUAGAAGUUUUGAGGGCUUUAAGGAUUAUGAUGUCGUUCUUACCACGUUUGGGACUAUCGGCACCGAGUACAAAAAGAAGCAGGCUUUGCUAGAGAGUGAGGAUCCGGAGGCCACCAAGAACGCUAAUUUCUUCUUCGUCGGGGAUCACUGUGAAUGGUAUAGGGUUAUCAUUGACGAAGCACAGUGUAUCAAAAAUAAGGACACUCAAUCUGCUAAGGGUUGCUGCGCACUAAACGCCAAGUUCAGGCUCUGUUUGUCGGGCACGCCCAUGCAGAACAGUUGUGACGAGAUGUUUUCGCUCUUACGGUUUUUGAGAAUUGAGCCUUAUAGUUCCUGGUCUGAGUUUUCGAAUACUUUCUCCCGUCCACUCAAGAGUAAGAGCGAACGUGCUGUUAGCAGCGCACUACUUAAGCUUCAGGCUCUCAUGAAGGCUGUGUUGCUACGGCGGACCAAGGAUUCGACUAUUGAUGGGAAACCUAUACUUACCCUUCCUGAUAAGAGCAUUGAAAUGGUUUAUGCCGUUCUGUCACCGGACGAGCAGCAGUUCUAUCAGGCUCUACAGGACAAGUCCAAAAUUCUGUAUAACAAGUACCUCAGGGCGGGUACUGUUGGCAGGAAUUAUAGCAACAUCUUGGUCCUCUUGCUUCGCCUAAGGCAGGCGUGUUGUCAUCCACAUCUCAUUCGGGACAUCGAGGUCGCAGAUGCUAAGAAGCCAUUUGACGAUCAGAUGAUAGAACUGGCCAAGAGCCUUUCGCCCGAGGCUGUUGCUCGGCUUAAGGAUCCUGAUGCUUUCGAGUGUCCCAUUUGCUUGGAUGCCGCGGAUAAUCCGUCUAUUGUCAUUCCUUGCGGUCACCAGUUCUGUUCCGAAUGUCUGGUGCAGUUACAUACUCAGCAUGUUGAUGCCGCGAUUGCUUCUGGGAACGAGGAAGGUGGGGCUAGGUGCCCUGGAUGUCGCGGAGCUUUCCAAUUGAAUAAGGUUAUCGAUCUCAGAACCUUCCAGAAAGUCCACAUGUCUGAGGGAGAGGAAGCUGCGCCCGAGGAACCCGAGGAGGAGUACGACGAUGAUCUCAUUUACGACACGGAUUCGUCUGAGGAUAGUGAUGAUGAUGGCGAUACAGGGAGUGAUUUGGAGGGCUUUAUCGUCAAUGAUGAGGAGGUGGAUAGUGACGAACAGGGCGAGGGUAGCGCGACCGUAGGUGCUUCCGAGGAUGGGGGUCAGGCACCUGCGCGAAAGGCUGCUGCACCAAAGAAAAAGAAGGACGUUAAGGGCAAGGGGAAGGCAAAGGAGAAGAGCCGUCCAAGGACUCUGGCCGAAGUGCGCAAGGAUGCUAUGCGCAAUGCCAAGAGCAAGAAGCAGUAUAUGAAGCAUCUUCAAAAACGCUGGAUUAGCAGUGCCAAAAAGACGAUUGUCUUUUCCCAGUUCACCUCCCUUCUAGACCUAAUCGAGAUCCCGAUCCACCAAAAAGGCUGGACUUAUCGUCGCUACGACGGAGGCAUGACUUCUACCGCGCGCAACGAAGCUCUUACGGAGUUCACCGACGACCCGAGCGUGAAUAUCAUUCUCGUUAGCCUCAAGGCGGGUAAUUCGGGUCUUAAUCUUGUCGCCGCCUCGCAGGUCAUUAUUCUCGACCCGUUUUACAACCCCUUCAUCGAGAAUCAAGCUAUUGACCGCGCCCACCGGAUUGGACAACAACGCAAGGUACGCGUUCAUAAGCUUAUCGUGGCCGGUACGGUCGAAGAUAGAGUUCUUGCGCUCCAGGAGGAAAAAAGGAAGUUGAUUGAAGGCGCACUUGACGAGAAAGCGUCUCAGGGCAUUGGAAGGCUUAGUUCUAAGGAUCUUGGAUUCCUUUUCGGAAUCGAAAGUCGCUAAAAAAAAUUAUAAAAUGGGGGGAAGGAAAAAGAGCCGGAAGAUUUGCAAAAAAAAGUUAUAGUAUUCACUAAUCCUCUCUUUUGUUCCUUGUCUUUUUCCUCUUUUCCUUCCAUUCCUCCUCCCUUUCCAUUUGUCAUGCCUUUUCAUAUCCUAUCUUCUCAACUCUUCUUUUUGUUUUCCAUGUCUCGUUUCCAGAUCCGGAUUUCUACUACUUAUACAACACUUCAUAAACGCGAGAAACAUUAUUCGGAGUUGGGUUGGGUUGGCUUACUUGCGACAAAUUUGCCAUUGAUGGAAUGGACGGAAUGAUGUUUUCUAUCCUUAGAGUGGGGCGCUUUCUCUUGUCUUUACUUUCUUGUCUUGCCUUGUCUUGAUUUGUGCGCUAGCUGGGGCGGGGCGAUUUACGGCGUUCUCUCUUUUUUUCUCUUUGAGCAUCCAUAGUUGGUACAUGAUAUGAUAUGAUAUGAUAUGCACAAGGUACAAAGUACCUAGGUUUUAACAGUA
This is a messenger RNA of Tuber melanosporum (Perigord truffle), 3693 nucleotides long. RefSeq lists its product as uncharacterized. Bases 1 to 3189 code for a protein of 1062 amino acids. The transcript is spliced from 10 exons. The record is from RefSeq and is a predicted model, not a curated record. Gene Ontology annotation, molecular function: ATP-dependent chromatin remodeler activity; ATP binding. Gene Ontology annotation, cellular component: cytoplasm. Lineage: Eukaryota; Fungi; Ascomycota; Pezizomycetes; Pezizales; Tuberaceae.